This is a messenger RNA of Scomber japonicus (chub mackerel), 2843 nucleotides long. RefSeq lists its product as uncharacterized. Gene Ontology annotation, molecular function: GTP binding. Bases 105 to 2162 code for a protein of 685 amino acids. Lineage: Eukaryota; Metazoa; Chordata; Actinopteri; Scombriformes; Scombridae. The transcript is spliced from 2 exons. The record is from RefSeq and is a predicted model, not a curated record.
AGUGUGACCCCAACUCUAAAUGUAGUAUCGGCUACAUUCAGAAGAUGCUUUUAGUAAGAGAUUGAAUGCCGAGAAGAAACAGCCUCAUUUUGACAGACUGAGACAUGUCUAACAUCGUGGACCCAGUUUUUCCACCAGGGGGUGAGAAAGAGAAGAAGGAGCCAGUUGAUAUGGAGGGUGAGAAAGAAGAAGAUUCCUCUGAAAUCAGUUGGAGUGAAGAACUUAGGCUAGUCCUCAUCGGAAAGACUGGAUCUGGAAAGAGUGCAUCUGGAAACACCAUCUUGGGCCGGAGGCACUUCCUGUCACAGAUCAGUGCCAGCUCUGUCACCCAGAUUUGCCAGCAGGGGAGCGCUGAGCUCUCUGAGGAAGAGGACAUGGUGGAGGAUGACCAGGCUGUCACACAGAGGAGGGUGAGGAGAGUGGCGGUGGUUGACAUGCCAGGUUUCGGGGACACUCACCUCAGUGUGGAGCAGAUUCAUGCAGAGAUCGCUAAAUGUGUGUCUCUCUCUGCCCCGGGCCCACAUGCUUUCCUCCUGGUGGUGCCAGUAGGACGUUAUACAGACAGUGAGAACCAGGCUGUCUGCGAACUGAGCAAGAUAUUUGGGGAGGAUGCAGUCCGUCACCACACAGUGGUUCUUUUUACCAGGGGUGAUGAUCUAGAGGGUUUGGGUAUAGAAGAGUAUCUGAGGGAGACUGCACCUGCAGGGCUUAAGGCUCUGAUUGACAGAUGUGGGGGUAGAUACCACGUGCUCAACAACAAAGACCCCAGUAACAUGGUGCAGGUUCAAGAACUCUUGUUGAAGGUGGACAAGAUGGUGAAGCAGACUAACACAGGGUUUUAUACUAAUAUCAUGUUUUUAGAGGCAGAGGCUGCUAUCAGGGAGGAGCAGAACAGGAUGCUGUGGGAACGAGGGCAGGCAGAGGGGGAGGAACAUGGGGGGAACAAUAGCACAAUGGAAGAACAGGCUAAACUUGCAAAACGAAGGAAGUGUGACUUGGUGUCUGACCAAACAGGGAGCAGUGAAAGAGGAUCACAACAACUCAGUAAGAGGCAGAUGGAGAGAGGAAAUGAUUUUAGGGUGGAGAGAUGGACAGAGGAAAGGAAUGCGUUUAGCUUCCUGAGGGACGGAGUAGAGAGAUGUAGGGACCAGUUUAGAAGCAGGCAUAGGGGCUGCAGCAGGGCUGUCAUCAGGCGUCAGCCUCCCCGUUCAUCCUUGAUGAGGAGAGAGGCUGCUCUGUCUCCUAAGGUGUUGGACAGAGUAAAGAUCCUGGUGGCUGCUGGAGCCACAGGCUUGGCAGUGGGGGCAGUGUUUGGGGCAGCUGCCCCUUUAGCAGCUGCAGCCGGGGCGUCUCUUGUGGGGAACUCGGUUGGUUUUGCUGCAGGUCAGCUAGCUGGAAUGUCUGUAGCAGGGGGCACAGGUGUUGGGAAAGCUGUGGGGGCCAUAGUAGCAGCAGCCUCAGGGAAAACUGCAGUGGCUCUGGGCAUAGCAACGGGUGGAGUUGUGGGUGGUUCUGUGGGAGCCAUUGCAGGUGCUGAGGCUGCCAGUCCUGGGGAGGGUGCUCUGGAUGCUCUUGGGCAGGUUAGCAUCAUAGGGGCCUCUGCUGUGGGGGUGGCAGCAGGUAUUGGGGGAACCAUGGGAGCUGGAGCUGCUUUAGGAGCAUCUCUGGGGGGAGCAGCUUCCAGCACAGCAGCACUCAGUGGAGCUGAAACUGCAGCAGUGGAGACAGCAGGUGUAGCCAGUGCUUCUGUAGCUCAGAGUAGUUUAGCUUCAUCUGCAGGGCAGCAUGCAUUGACCACUGCAGGUAGUGUAGCUGCAGGUACUGGGACUUCUCAGUGUGCUGCAGCAGGGACAGCUUUAGUUCAGGAAGCAGCUGCUAAUGUCCCAGCAGCAGUAUCUGGGUCUGCUGGUGCCGUUUGUGGGUUAUCAGGUCCCAGUGUGGCUUCAGUGGCUAGCAGGGUUGUGUCAGACCCCUGGGGCACUGUGACAACAACAACACGGAUCCUGAAUGCAGUGUCUGAGAUAGGUAAGGCUGCAGCAGGGAUCGCCUUGGCUGGUGGUUUGGUAGUGAAAGUGGUAAAGGAAAAAGUCAGAAGUGGCAGAGGAACAACAGAAGGUAGUUACUCAGAGAAGAAGUCCUAUGAGAUCUACUGGAACAAAUAAAUACAGGCUAAGACUAGACUCCAUUCAGCUAAUGAAUUAUUUUCUUAGCUUCUCCUCUCAGAGAUAUAUUUUAUUAUCUUGCAUAUGUAAAGCACCUCAAAGAUGCACAGCUGGAAUAAUUCAGUAUCAUAUAACAAUAUAUGUAUCAUUUGUAUAAAAAAUAACCCAUUAUAAUAAAUAAAACAGGGAUUGUGAUUUCAGUUGAUUGAGACUAGUGAAUGAGUCUUUGUACAGAUCCAGAAUCAUUUAAAAAGAAAGUCUCAUUUUCUGAUAGAAAGUGUGGCUUGUCACAGUUCAGACAUGGGAGCAUUGUUAAAUGACAUGACUUUUAUGAACAUUUAAAAUUGUUUCUCUUUUGUUCUUUCUAAAGAAGAAUCACAGCACUAUAAACUAUACAUAGAAAAUUCUCUUAAGCACUAUUAUUACAGUGUUUGCUGGGUGGGGUGAACCUGAUCAAUUAAUGCAGUUUAUCUUGUUACAGAAAUGGGUGUUGAACAUGAUGAACUGAAGUAUUAAAAAAGGAUUUUAAACUAUGUGUUUGCACUGACAGUUGUAUUGCACAUCCUGUAAUAUGUAAACCACACAAUAGAUGUACAGUUAUGUAUUUACAGUUAGUGUCAAUGUACUUCAGUGUGUUUAACUUUGCUGCAGUGAAAUGAACAAUAAAGACAGUAUUCUUCC